CGCAGCCACAGCGGUAGCGGCAGUGGGCGCUGGGGAUGCCCUGUGCGCAUCCCAAACCUCCCCUCUCCACCGUGCCUUGCAUUGAGCCUGCUCAGCAAGAGGGCAUGUCCUGACCUCACGCUUUUGAGAUGGCAGCUAUCGAGAGCUUCAGUGCCACCCACCCCGGUGACCCCCAGCCUGGGGACCUGAUCGAGAUCUUCCGGCCAGCUUACCAGCACUGGGCCCUCUACCUGGGGGAUGGGUACAUCAUCAACGUGACGCCCGUAGAUGAAGGGCCUCCAGCCACAUUCGCCAGCGCCAAGUCAGUGUUCAGCAGAAAGGCCCGGGUGAGGAUGCAGCUCCUGAAGGACGUGGUGGGAAAUGACACCUACCACAUCAACAACAAGUAUGACGGCACCUACGCUCCCCUCCCAGUGGAGGAGAUCAUCCGGCGUGCUGAGUACCUCAUCAACCAGGAGGUGUCCUACGACCUGCUCGGCAACAACUGCGAGCACUUCGUGACGCAGCUCCGCUACGGUGAGGGGGUCUCUGACCAGGCCAACCGAGCAAUCAGUGCCAUUGGGUUUGUAACAGCUGCCGCCGGUGCCUUCUCCUUGCUGGGCUUGCUCCAGAGCAGAUCCAGAGAGAGGCAGUACUGACAGGCUGCCAGGAUGAGCUCGGAGCAGGGCAGGGAGCCCCUGGCCAGGAGGGACCCAGGACAGUUUGUGGCCACAGCUGCCACCGAGACUUACUAACAACCAUGUUACCCCUUGCUAAGAGCAGCACUAGCCUGUUUGCCACAUCUGCUUUUAUUUCUGUGCCUGUGAUGAUUUUUGUGGUAGUCUGGGAGCGCUUGCAAGCAAAUUCUCCAUCCUCGCACCCCUGGUGCUCUGCUGAGGGCUGGUGCAGGCUUUCUACACACAUCCCAUUUUUAUCAACUACAUCCUGUGGGCUCUUUCUGUGAGUAACCUAUUUUAACCUGCUUGAAGAAACAUUUUUACUUUUUUUUGUUUUUUUCUAAACAAAAGUAACGUAAAAGUAUUGCUGAGGGUUUAUUGUGUGUCCUCCACCUGAGAGCCUGUGCAAGUGGAAAACCCCAGGUCCCCAGGCCUGUGGAAGGGCAGACAAGGCACGUGCUGUGUCUGGGAGCCUGUGCCUGCGGUGCUUAAACUGAGCCGCUCCUGCGAGGGCAGGAGGUAGGAAGGAAGGGCAGGUCUUACAGGCUGUAUCCCUCAGUGUUUUAAAUGAGUGCUCUGUUUUUGGCAUGAUGGUGUUUUACUCUGUUUUCUCUUGCCUGCAAAGUAUCCCUUCCCUGGCUCCUCUGACUCCCUUUGGGAGCAGCAGGCCCCCGUCUGCGGGGAUCUGACAAACCCAGCUAGCUUUUUCUCUGGCAGCUGUUUGUUCCAGGUUGGGACCACUGUGCCACUGAAAUUUUCCUCUUCAUCCCUGUAAGUGCAAUAAUUGUUGGUAUUGGACCUAGUCAAGCUUACUAGAUGAGCUUUAAGGUCCCUUCCAAACCAUUUUAUGAUUCUACUCUUUGGUCUGCCAAAGCACUGAGGUUUAAAGAAAGACCACCAUGGGCUGCAAGGGCAGCCAGGAGCCUUUGCCCCUGCAGCUAGGGCCAUUGGCUCUUCAGUGACCAGAAGCUGAAUUUAAGCAGUUUGUAGCCCCAGCACAAGAUCGAUCUUCCUCCAGCCAGCAGGAAGGCAAAGCCAGGGUCCCUGCAGUGCUGUGGGUGUUGUACCUGGAGAGUGAGCUGUGUAGCACCUAUGCCUCAUCUCCAAAUCUACAAAGCCCCGCUAUUUCCUUGUCACAGAGCUGACAUAUGGCUUGGCUUAGAAGAAAAAUGUUUUGCAAAAGUGUGGUUUAUUACUCUUUACUGGGGGUAUCUGGCUUGCACAUUUGGAACCAUGUUGUUUGCAGACCACUUGUAAGAAACUAAAUUCUGUGUUGCUUUUGCCACAGGCAACUGCCUGGACUGUAAGAAGAGAUGAGAGCAAAAGAGCUGUCUGUAAGAGGCUUGCUAUUUUUGUCUGCUCUUAACAUGUACAUAACAGGAUCAGAAGCUUUUUUUAAACAUCAGUUGUUUCAAUGUUUGAAAUAACAAAGCCAAGACUUCUGGUCGUAAUUUGUAGUGCCCUCUGUUACUACAUUUAAAUACAGUUUUUCUUUUUUAAUAUGGGAAAACCUAUUAUAAUAAAACUGAACCUGAAAGUC
Messenger RNA from Gavia stellata (red-throated loon), 2196 nucleotides. It is a transcript of the gene PLAAT1, whose product is annotated as phospholipase A and acyltransferase 1. Gene Ontology annotation, cellular component: cytoplasm. The record is from RefSeq and is a predicted model, not a curated record. NCBI's taxonomy places the organism in Eukaryota, Metazoa, Chordata, Aves, Gaviiformes, Gaviidae. The transcript has 4 exons. Gene Ontology annotation, biological process: N-acylphosphatidylethanolamine metabolic process. Gene Ontology annotation, molecular function: A2-type glycerophospholipase activity; glycerophospholipid phospholipase A1 activity. Bases 129 to 638 code for a protein of 169 amino acids.